Molecule: messenger RNA, 918 nt
Organism: Physcomitrium patens
Lineage: Eukaryota; Viridiplantae; Streptophyta; Bryopsida; Funariales; Funariaceae
Source: RefSeq, a predicted model, not a curated record
AUGGUAAAUCUGGUAAGCAAUGCAGUAAAGUUCACCGAGAAGGGUACUAUCACACUGUCAUGGCGCUACGUUUCUGGUUUUCCUCCUAACGAUCAGAAAACUCCUGCUUCCAUUCCAUCUGAAGCUAGGAUGAAACGGACUGCAAGUGGCAAUCUUCGAUUCAAUUAUCAGCCUCCUGUGUCAUCUUUGGCAGACCAAAUGGUAGCAACAGGGACACUUCGCUCAAAGCCAGUGGAAGAGAAAAAAGAGAAGACACUCUUUUUGGAGGUCAAAGUCGCUGAUACAGGUUCUGGCAUCGCGGUUGAGCAGCUUGAAACUUUAUUUGCAGCCACACAAGCUGGGGCACCCAGAAGAGACGCCUCUGGAACGGGACUCGGACUGGCAAUUUGCAAGGGUUUGCUUGAGUUGAUGAAGGGAAAGAUGCUGCCUGUGGUAAGUGAGGUGGGUAAAGGCACCUCAAUUACUUUCGUACUACCUCUUCUGCUUGCUGAAGACGCUAGCAAGGUUCUCUUGGAAGGUUCUUCUACUGAUAAACCCUCUGCGAAGCCAUCCUUGCCACCACCUGAGGCAGAAUGUGCUAAAGGAGAGACAAAGUACUACGGGCAUGAGGUUGAGGUGGUUAGCAAUGGAAAGUUAGCUGUGGAAGCCGUGCAAAGAAAAGCGUACGAUCUUGUACUCAUGGACCUACAGAUGCCCGUUCUUGAUGGAUUGAGUGCCACAAGAGCAAUAAGGGCUUUACCCCUGGCGAUUUCUAAAGUUUCCAUUUAUGCCCUUUCUGCGGAUGCCUUAGCACCAGAAUGUGGUCCUAUGGAAGGGACUGGUUUAGAUGGGUACCUUAGUAAGCCCAUUGUUUGGGAAAGAAUGUCUCGGGUGGUUGAUAAAGUCUUGGCAUCUAAAGCUCAGCAACGAGCCAAGUAG